Penicillium canariense is the source of this 2391-nucleotide messenger RNA. Its product is annotated as transcription factor domain-containing protein. Gene Ontology annotation, biological process: positive regulation of transcription by RNA polymerase II; DNA-templated transcription. The coding region runs from base 1 to 2391 and encodes 796 amino acids. Gene Ontology annotation, cellular component: nucleus. Gene Ontology annotation, molecular function: zinc ion binding; DNA-binding transcription factor activity, RNA polymerase II-specific; sequence-specific DNA binding. Lineage: Eukaryota; Fungi; Ascomycota; Eurotiomycetes; Eurotiales; Aspergillaceae. The transcript has 5 exons. The record is from RefSeq and is a predicted model, not a curated record.
AUGCUCAACUCACUUGUGACCGCCACUACUUCAUCUGCCUUGCUAGCAAAACAACCUACAUCCUACAAUUUAUCAUACUGGCCAAUCCGAGGGAAACGGACAAGACGGAGAAUGGCACGAGCCAUGGGGCUGAAACGACGCUCCCUUCUUGCCGAUGACGAAGAAAACAGCCCACGACAACAGAGGAGGAAGUUUGUCGCAUGCCAGCGAUGCCACUCCCAUAAAAUCAAAUGCUCUGGAGACCAGCCCUGCAGCAAAUGCCGUGCUGUGGGCUGCGCUGAUGAAUGUGCCUACGCCGCUCGGGAUCGCCUGAUCAAAGUCAGCGAGAAGCUAACGGAAACUCUCCGCUCUAGCUACCUUGAUCAGCUUCUGGCGGAGAAUCGGCGCUUGAAGGAGCAAUCGGUCACCUCGGGCGAUGCGACCGAGGAGAGUGGCCCGCAACAUACGGAACGGUAUCUCGCUUAUACCUCCAAAGAAACCAUGAAAUAUUCUGCUAAUGCGGUGGACAGUGCUCCUUCUCGGCUUGUAGAAACUGAUGCCCCUGAUGCCCCUGAUGCGACCAGCAUCCAGAAUCCGAUUAUUGGUGACCGAGCAUGGUUCCAUCGCUACGAUCCAUCUUCUCCACCCAUAUAUAUCGGCGAAGCAGCGUGCUCGGCAUUUGCGACCCGCUUUCGUCGUUUCUUGACAGGGAACAAUGCACUACCGCACAUCACUCGCACCCAAUGGGAGCGAGAAGAGGCUAUCGCAGCGGCAGCUAAUGAGGUGGACCCCCAGUGGCCCAGUUUGCAUCAUGCUCGGCUGCUGGUGCGAAUCGCGAUCCACCAAAUUGGCUACUUGUACCACCUCAUGAUGCGCAAGUCCACCCUGGAGAAGCUGGAGGAAAUUUACCAAACAGAGAAUUUCGAAUGUGUAUCGAACAAGUGCAAAUUCUUUGCCUUAUUUGCCUUUGGUGAGGCCUACUCCAUUCGCUCUGAGCCUACAUCCGGAUCGCGCGUCCCCGGGACAGGGUAUUUUGCGCGAGCUAUGAGCUUGGUCCAAGUCCUACCGGAGAGGACGAGUAUCACUCAUCUUGAAACCUUAUUAUUGCUUUCAUUGUUUUCAUAUUACCUUAACCGACGACACUCGGCAUACGUACUGAUUGGAAACGCCAUGCGCAUGGGCCUCACGAUAGGUCUCAAUCACAACAUCCCCGAAUCUCAGCUCAUCGAUCCCGUGGAACGUCAACACCGCAUCCAGAUUUGGUGGACGAUAUACAUCUUCGACCGCAUGUGGGGAUCCAAGAUGGGACUUCCCCUGCAGAUUCUCGAUGAAGAUAUCCACGUCGACAUGCCUACAACGAUAUCUCCCAGCUGGAGACAUGAAGAAGAGCUCUCUGACACAGACCACAUGACUGCAAACAUUAAGCUGGCCAGAAUCGUGGGCGAGACGAUAACAAAAUUGUAUAGCAGGCGCAAGUACCAGGAGACAUUUCUGCAACGUGUUCAGAAACUCUUAAAGGCGCUUAAGCACUGGGUUGAUACGCUACCGGAAAACCUGCGGCUCAACAUGGAGGAUCUCGAAUCGAGCAAGAAACCUGUCGUCUCAUUGCACCUGGCCUUUAACCAGUGUGUGAUCCUCACAACGAGGCCCACACUCUUACAUCUUCUCAUCACGCUCCGUAAAAAUAACGGCUCGCGGCCACUGGGGGAGAAUAUCCGGGAGUCGGUCUCCCAGCCAGUUCUAACACUCAGCGAGGCCUGUAUCCAUGCUGCACGCCAUUCACACUCGAUGAUCCUGACACGCUGGAUCAACGGGACCAUGCCGACCUUCGGGUACUUCCACGCCCACUACCUAUUCUCCUCCGCACUCAUCCUAGCCAUGUACAGCUUCGUGCCGAUUGGAAAUCCCACGGACAUGGGCAGUUUCGACUCCGCGCUGGAUCUCCUGCGGUCCAUGUCCGAGAACGGGAACCUCGCUGCCGCAGAGUUCUACCAUAAUCUCGAGCAGGUUAGGAUAUGCCUAGACGCAUACCGCGGAACCAAUCGGAAUCGAAAUAGCGAUUCAGGACCCGAAAUCGGCGUCGGCAUGACGAACUCAAUCGCUGCACCUACACCAGGUCCAACAUCAGGACUAGCGUCGACACUGGCGCCGUCCUCGGCGCCUUUGCCGGGUAUUUUACCCAAUGCGUCUAUCACGCCUGUUCUGCCUACAGAUGGUGACUUACUAGCUGGGCCUGAUACUUAUGCCUUACCAGUGCGGGACACCAUCAGCGGGUACACAACAGAGAUGGCGUUCUUGGAGCCUACGAUGCAGGACUUUUUGGCGCAGUCGGACAUUGACCUGGGACUAUUGCAUCCAGUUGACACGUUCCUCAACGAAGUGGAGAAUCUCUAUACAUGUCAUGAGCUGUAG